GUGGGGAUAUUUAGCUGAUCUGAGCGGCUGUUGGGGGCAAUAUCAGUCACAUUAUGUCAAGACCGGGCUAUAGUUACACUCUCUCGGAGCACUAUGGCAGAAUUGCAGGUCAUCAGCAUAAGCCACUGCAAGACCUUGUGCGACACCACAUUGAGUCCUUUGAUUUCAUGUUGGAGAAGGGCAUCAGCUAUGCUGUCCAGGACCUGCCGACUAUGGAGAUGCUUGAUCCUCUGACAGGAAAAUCAGUUUUUUCAUUGAAGAUGCGUCUAUAGGUCACCCCACUAUUCCAGAGACCAACGUCUACUCGCGGUCAGUCAAGAUAUUCCCCGCAGAGUGUCGCGAGAGGUCCGCUACCUACAAGGCCAAACUGUCGCUCACUCUCAGCUGGAAGGUCGACGGAAGAAAUGCCGGCUCACUAGACAAAGUCGUGGGACAUGUCCCUAUCAUGGUCAAGAGCCGUCACUGCAGACUGGCCAACCUGACACCAGAAGAACUUGUCCGACACCAUGAGGAAGCAGAGGAAAUGGGAGGAUAUUUCGUUAUCAACGGGAACGAGAGGCUGAUUAGGAUGCUGAUAAUGCCAAGAAGAAAUUACCCGAUUGCCAUAUCUCGACCGUCGUGGAGGAACAGGGGAGCUCUCUACACCGAGUAUGGCGUCCAGAUACGAUGUGUGAGGAGAGACCAGAGCAGCUCUACUCUGACCCUGCACUAUCUAACCGAUGGAAGUAUCGUGACUCAGUUCUCCAAGAACAAGGAGAUGUUUUUUGUCCCUCUGGUCUACAUCUUGAAGGCUCUGCUGUCAACUACUGACCAACACAUCUUCAAGGAACUGAUGAAGAACAACACAAACAACACUUUCUUGAAAGGAUGUGUGACUGCCCAACUUCGGACGGCCAUGGAAGAUGGUCUGCUGAACCAGAAGACUGCCCUGGAGUUCAUAGGUCAAAGGUUCAGACUCAAGGCCGAGCUGCCCGACUGGGUCCCUGAUGACAUCAUCACUAAACAACUCCUCAAGGAAUUGGUGUUAGUUCACUUGGACCGGAACGUCGACAAGUUCAACCUACUGAUAUUCAUGGCGAGGAAACUGUAUGCCUUUGCCGGUGGGGAGUGCAUGGGAGAGUCACCUGACUCCCCCAUGCACCAGGAGAUCCUGCUGGGAGGCCAUUUCUACCUCAUGGUCCUCAAGGAAAAAAUGCUGGAGUUCCUGAGAAAUAUCAAAAUGGAGCUGGAGAGACUGGCAAAGCAGUCGGCUGACCUGUUUGACUCCACACUAGUGUCAUUGAUGCCAAAAGUCAUGAGGAAGACAGUGGACAUUGGACACGAGAUGGAGUACAUGUUAGCCACUGGAAACCUCCGAUCUCGUAGUGGCCUUGGUCUACAACAGGCUUAUAAAAGGCAAAGCUGACUGGCAGUAGAGCAAAAGCAGAGGAGAGAGCAACGAUCAAGCAAAGAAGAGGAAAGAGACAACCAGCAAGCCAGCAAGGAGAUAGACGACCAGCAAGGAGAGAGACGACCAGCAAGGAGAGAGACGACCAGCAAGGAGAGAGACGACCAGCAAGGAGAUAGACGACCAGCAAGGAGAGAGACGACCAGCAAGGAGAUAGACGACCAGCAAGGAGAUAGACGACCAGCAAGGAGAGAGACGACCAGCAAGGAGAGAGACCACCAGCAAGGAGAGAGACCACCAGCAAGGAGAGAGACAACCAGCAAGGAGAGAGAGAGACGAGGACCGGCAAGGAAGAAAAUGGAAGAUGACUACAUUAGCGUCAGAUUUGAGGAUAAUCAUUCAAAGAGG
This is a messenger RNA of Geodia barretti, 1795 nucleotides long. The record is from the annotation of a GenBank genome assembly. NCBI's taxonomy places the organism in Eukaryota, Metazoa, Porifera, Demospongiae, Tetractinellida, Geodiidae.